CAAUCUAAUAUAAUAAAUAUUAGUUGAAUUCUAUUUUUACCAGUGCAUAAAUCAAAUAAACUAACUGUUAGUGUUAAAACGUCGAUGGCAGUGACAGCGCAUAUAUUAUAGUUUACUGCGCAGAGUAUAGGUCUUGAACUGACUUAUAUUCUGAUAAUCACAAUACUUGGUAUUAUGUCCCCUAUAGCCGAUACACGGCAACCCUAUGAGAGAAGCUGUUGAGUAUUUCCUAAAUUCGCCUACCACCACGCCAUCUUAUGGUUCUUUUUGUGUCAACUUACCUCCCCGCGGGACCGCGGGCGAUUGAUUUAUCGCGUGAUCACCUGUAAGCGCGGCAACUGCCGCGUCUCUCGUCAUAGCGUUGAGUUUUUGCCAUCUUGACACACGCCUUUUUUUCCGGUGCCUAUUACUUAAAGCGAAAACAAUAUUUUUGAGCAAAAAGCAGGAAAAUGAGUGAAAACGGCGAGAAGCCCGGCGAAGGUCCCCCGACAAAAAAGACACGUUUAGAGGAAGACGUAGAAGGCAUGAGGAGUCGGUUAAGUUUUCUCACUAAUCUUUUACCUCGUUUUUUGCCCCAGGGACCACAGGUUAUACCUACGCAGAACGAAGAGCCCCAGUCGACCCCACUACUAGAGCUAGGUGAAUGCUCGACUACUAUUGACGAGAAGAAAAUCUCUCAGGUGACAACAGAAGAACGAGUGAGUCAAGUUAACUCCUUACAACACUUCGAAUCCAGUGAAUGGAAGGAGGUGAGAUACUCAGAGGCGCUCAAAAAAUUGGUACGUACCCCCGGUUUCACAGAGCUCAAAGUCAACAAUGAAUUAUGCUAUCUUGAUAAAGGUAAGGACACCUUUUUAUCCACGGAUCGAGUCAUGGCUGGAUUGACUCACGUCCUCCUAGAUCAAAGAGAUAAUAUUAAGUAUAUUAUGGCUGACUUUAUUGACUGGAUAAUAGAGAACCAGGCAGUCCUCACUAAAGAGGACCUCACUAAGGUAGUAACUGACAAUUUCGGUGCAGGCUCAACAAUUUUUAAUAAUUUUGAACAAGCUUUGCAGGUAAUCUGUGGAAAAAGAGCGGAAUGCAUCGAAAACAGAAGAAAACGAAUCUUGGCAGAAAUCCCAGUAAAAAAUGUCCAGGUGGCCCUGAAGAAGAUUCCACCAAGCUCCGAGUUCCUCUUUGCGAAGGAAGAGCUGACGUCACUAAUAAUUUCUCUAGGGGGAGCACAAUCAUGGCUAAGUCCUCCACCAAGCUUGACACCGAAAAAGACAUUCCAGAGGAGAGAAACUCCCCGAAGCAGCACGAGCCGAUCUUUUCAGCCCUCAUCAAGACCAAGAUUCCAGCCUCCCUCAAAACAGGGAUUUCAGGCUAAAAACAACACAACACCUCGUCAACCAGGUAACAACUCUAACUUUAAGCCCAAGCAGGACUUUUCUAGAGCCAAAAGUACGGAUUCCUUUCGCAGGAAAUCCGAAAAAUGACUAUAU
Messenger RNA from Cotesia glomerata, 1484 nucleotides. RefSeq lists its product as uncharacterized. The transcript is spliced from 2 exons. The coding region runs from base 450 to 1478 and encodes 342 amino acids. Lineage: Eukaryota; Metazoa; Arthropoda; Insecta; Hymenoptera; Braconidae. The record is from RefSeq and is a predicted model, not a curated record.